UUCCUGGUUUGGGAAGUGGCUAAGGUAAGGCUCCCAAGUAGAAGCCUCAAAACUCAAACUCUCAACAUUGCCAAGCCAUGGCGAUCCUAACGCUUCCCUUGGCUAUCUCUUUUCUCAAACCCCACGGAACUCACCUCUCCCUACUCCGCACGACUACUACCCGUUUCUGCCGGCUUCUAUCGUUUGACCGCCGGCGUCAAUUCCUCAGAACCACCGUCUCUGCAACGACUUCCGCCGCCAAUCAGCAUCAUUCGGCGAUACCUAACAGUGAGAACCGAAAAGCCUCCGUCCUUACUUUUCAACAAGCCAUCCAGCGACUUCAGGAAUAUUGGGCUUCUGUAGGAUGUGCCAUUAUGCAGUGCAGUAACACAGAGGUUGGAGCUGGGACUAUGAAUCCGCUUACAUUCUUAAGGGUUCUCGGACCAGAGCCUUGGAAUGUGGCGUAUGUGGAGCCAAGUAUCCGGCCAGAUGAUAGUAGAUAUGGGGAAAACCCUAAUAGGCUCCAACGUCACACACAGUUUCAGGUUAUAUUAAAACCUGAUCCUGGGAAUUCACAAGAUCUCUUUAUUCGUAGCCUAUCAGCUUUAGGUAUUGAUGUUAGCGAACAUGAUAUACGAUUUGUGGAGGACAAUUGGGAGAGCCCGGUACUUGGUGCUUGGGGUUUAGGCUGGGAAAUCUGGAUGGAUGGGAUGGAAAUCACACAAUUCACUUACUUCCAGCAGGCUGGAAGUCUUCAAUUGUCACCAAUAUCUGUUGAAAUUACUUACGGCCUUGAGCGUAUCCUCAUGUUACUUCAGGGAGUUGAUCAUUUCAAGAAAAUUCAAUAUGCUGAUGGCAUUACAUAUGGGGAGCUAUUCCUGGAAAAUGAGAAAGAGAUGAGUGUCUAUUAUUUAGAAAAUGCCAGUGUUCGCCAUCUUCAAAAACACUUUGAUCUUUUUGAGGAAGAAGCUCUUUCCUUGCUUGCUUCAGGCCUUGCAAUCCCUGCGUAUGACCAGCUUCUGAAGACCUCUCAUGCUUUUAAUAUCCUAGACUCUAGAGGAUUUGUUGGAGUAACUGAACGUGCUCGAUAUUUCAGUCGGAUGCGUAGCUUAGCUCGUCAAUGUGCCCAACUUUGGUUGAAGACACGGGAGUCCCUAGGACAUCCACUAGGCAUUGCUUCUGAACCUGGUCAUUCUGUAUUCCCUAGAGAGGCUAUGGAGGAAGCUGCAGCAAAGGUUCAGGAUGUUCCAAGGUUAUUUAUUCUUGAAGUUGGUACCGAAGAGAUGCCACCUCAAGAUGUAGAUCACGCGAGCCAGCUUCUUAAAGAUCUCAUUGUACAGUUACUGGAUGGACAAAGACUGGGCCAUGGUGGGGUGCAAACUUUUGGCACUCCUCGAAGAUUAGUGGUUUGUGUUGAAAAUCUGUGUGCUAAGCAAGCAGCGAAUGAGGUUGAGAUUCGAGGGCCUCCUGUUGUGAAGGCUUUUGAUAAUCAAGGAAAUCCGACAAAGGCUGCUGAGGGUUUUUGCCGUAGAUACAGUGUCCCAUUGGACUCGUUGUUUAAAAAGGUUGAUGGUAAAACAGGGUAUGUUUAUGCUCGUGUGAUGGAGUCUGCUCGAGUUGCUUCGGAGGUGCUUGCUGAAGAUUUGCCUGGAACCAUUGGUAAAAUAUCUUUUCCAAAGUCAAUGCGUUGGAACUCCCAGGUUCUAUUCAGCAGACCUGUCCGUUGGAUUAUGGCCAUCCACGGGGAAGUGCUUGUUCCCUUCAUGUUUGCUGGAGUCUUGAGUGGAAACCUUUCUUAUGGUCUGCGUAAUACUCCUUCAGCUACAGUCAUGGUAGAAAAUGCUGAAUCUUAUGCAGAUAUUAUCAGAAAUGCUGGAAUUACCAUUGGAAUUGAGGAUCGUAAGAAUUUAAUCUUGGAGCGUUCUGUCAUAUUAGCAAAUAGUGUCAAUGGACGCGUUGUUAUCCAGGAAAACUUACUUAAUGAGGUUGUCAAUCUUGUUGAGGCACCUGUUCCAGUGCUUGGAAAGUUUGAUGAGUCAUUUUUAGAGCUCCCAGAGGAUCUUUUGACAAUGGUUAUGCAAAAGCACCAAAGGUAUUUUGCUGUCACUGACGAUAAUGGAAGGCUGAUGCCAUACUUUAUUGCUGUGGCAAAUGGAGCUAUCAAUGAGAUGGUAGUUCAAAAAGGAAAUGAGGCUGUACUCAGAGCUCGAUACGAAGAUGCAAAAUUUUUCUAUGAGUUGGAUACACGUAAAAAGUUCUCAGAAUUCCGAAGCCAACUAAAAGGAAUUCUCUUUCAUGAGAAGCUAGGAACAAUGCUCGAGAAGAUGACGCGUGUUGAAAACAUGGUUGCUGAACUAAGUGUGCACCUUGGAAUUGAUCAAGAUAUGCUUCAAACUGUCCAGGUUGCUGCGUCACUUGCCAUGUCAGAUCUUGCGACCGCGGUUGUUACAGAAUUCACUUCGCUCUCGGGAAUAAUGGCCCAGCAUUAUGCUCUUAGAGAUGGCUAUCCUGAGCAGAUUGCAGAGGCGCUGUUUGAUAUCACACUUCCUAGAUUUUCAGGAGAUAUGCUCCCUAAAACGGAUGUUGGAAUAGUUUUGGCGAUUGCUGACAGAUUAGAUAGUCUUGUUGGCUUAUUUGCAGCGGGUUGUCAGCCUACUUCUGCUAAUGAUCCAUUUGGCAUACGAAGAAUAUCUUAUGGUCUUGUUCAAAUUCUAGUAGAGAAGGAUAAAAUUCUGGAUUUGGAGCGUGCUCUAAAACUGGCUGCCAAUGUCCAACCCAUCAGUGUGGAUGCCAGCAUUGUGGAAAAUGUACAUCUCUUUGUCACUCGAAGAUUAGAGCAAUUUCUGGUUGAUAAGGGGAUAAGUCCAGAAAUUGUUCGCUCUGCCCUGGCAGAGCGUGCAAACUUUCCUUCUUUGGCAGCAAAGACAGCUUACAAAAUGGAGACAUUGUCAAGAGGAGAGCUCUUUCCAAAGGUUGUUGAAGCAUAUUCACGUCCAACAAGAAUUGUCAGAGGAAAGAACGUUGAUGUUGAUGCAGAGGUGGACGAGGCUGCAUUUGAGACAAAUGAAGAGAAAGCUUUAUGGAACACUUUCUCGUUGAUAAGAAAUAAAAUUCAUCCUGAUGUUGAGGUCGAUGAUUUUGUUGAGAUAUCGUCACAGCUACUACAACCACUCGAUGAUUUCUUUAAUAAUGUAUUUGUGAUGGUGGAAGAAGAAAGAAUUAGAAAUAACCGGCUUGCGCUACUUAAGAAAAUUGCAGACCUCCCAAGAGGCGUAGCGGACCUCUCAGUUUUGCCUGGAUUUUAGAUAAGUCAUUUUUGUCUGAAUUUAAUAAGACUUAACAAUGUGGGGGAAAAUAGAAGAAUAGGUGAGAGUAUCUAAUUUAUGUUCUUUAUUCUUUUGCUAUCUAUUUGCACACAAACUAUUAUUGUAACCAUAUAAACUAUUUGAAAAAAUUUUACAGCUUCCUCUC
Molecule: messenger RNA, 3450 nt
Organism: Tripterygium wilfordii
Lineage: Eukaryota; Viridiplantae; Streptophyta; Magnoliopsida; Celastrales; Celastraceae
Product: glycine--tRNA ligase, chloroplastic/mitochondrial 2
Exons: 36
Coding region: 78-3284 (1068 amino acids)
Biological process (GO): glycyl-tRNA aminoacylation; arginyl-tRNA aminoacylation
Cellular component (GO): cytoplasm; mitochondrion; chloroplast stroma
Molecular function (GO): ATP binding; arginine-tRNA ligase activity; glycine-tRNA ligase activity
Source: RefSeq, a predicted model, not a curated record